Nematocida parisii ERTm1 is the source of this 360-nucleotide messenger RNA. RefSeq lists its product as uncharacterized. Gene Ontology annotation, cellular component: elongin complex. Gene Ontology annotation, biological process: ubiquitin-dependent protein catabolic process. The transcript has a single exon. Bases 1 to 336 code for a protein of 111 amino acids. Lineage: Eukaryota; Fungi; Microsporidia. Gene Ontology annotation, molecular function: protein-macromolecule adaptor activity. The record is from RefSeq and is a predicted model, not a curated record.
AUGUGUGAGGAAGAGCGUACUAAACACGCAAUAAAUCCUAGGCAAUAUCACCCAAGCAUUCGUUUGGUGUGUAAUACAGACCAGGAAGUAUACGUUCGGUAUGCUAUACUCUGUGAAAGCACAAUGCUAAGAAAAAUGGUUGACAACCCGGCAUUUAUUGAGUGCGAAAACAACACAAUUAAACUCCCUAUUAACUACCGGUGUUUACAGAGAAUAGUAGAAUAUCUUCAUUAUAAAUAUAAUUACAGACAAAAUAGAAUGGAAGUACAGGAUUUUAAGAUAGAAGACCAAGAAUCACUGGAUCUAUUAGAAGUAUCUGCAUUCCUUAGAUUAUAAUUCGGGCUAUAUAUAGAUUUAAGA